This is a messenger RNA of Labeo rohita (rohu), 3415 nucleotides long. RefSeq names its product putative methyltransferase NSUN7. The record is from RefSeq and is a predicted model, not a curated record. Bases 623 to 3166 code for a protein of 847 amino acids. Lineage: Eukaryota; Metazoa; Chordata; Actinopteri; Cypriniformes; Cyprinidae. The transcript is spliced from 15 exons. Gene Ontology annotation, molecular function: methyltransferase activity.
AUGGAAGCUUGGCAAAGACCUGUGUAGUUUGUUUCGGUGCUAAUGUGGGGGUAAAAAAGAGAGACUGGGUUUAUUCGGAUUUGAGCCCAGAGCAAUGAAUCAUUCAACAUGAUGAAUGCAAACGUCAGGCUAAUUGUGUCUCAUUGGAGCCGACGUGCGUCAGGCAUGAGAGGGUUUCAAAUGAGCAGAAAUUAAGCGUUACUCUGGAGUCUGUUUACCCUUAAAGCCAGUAGCCUGUUCUUUAACUAAGCUCCAGUGAAUAACAGCACCUCAGUUGUGUAAAGAAAUGGUGACACAAGAUCUCAGAGCUAAAGAGAGAGAGACCGUGAGACAAGGGAAACAGACAGGCAUAGAGACAGAAAGAGCGAGCUCCUAAUUCUCACAUUCUGUUCUUAUAUUCAUACCUGUUGCCGAGCUGACUGCGCGUACAUUAUGAGAGGGGUGGCGAACGUUUGUCCUGGAGAGCUGCAGCCCUGCAGAGAUUUGCUUCAACCCUAAUUAAACACACCUGAACAAGCUAAUCAAGGUCUGAAGGGUUACUAGGAAGCUACAAGCAGACUUCAGAUGCCAUGGGCCCCCAAAUUCAAUGAUCGCUGCAGUUUCAUAAUUUGGCUCUGUCAGAAUGGUUAAACAGACUCUCAGCUCCACCCUGGACUCAGAUCUACCAGACGUCACAUCACUGAACUUGCUGGACGAAGAAUCAGCUUCUAAGAAUAAAGCACAAACUCCAGUCACUCCUAAGGGACUUGUGAGAAAAGUAUGCAAUCAGCCCCUUAAAAAGAGGGUCACUGCAGUGCCCACAGAAAGGAACAGGAUGGAGAGAGAGGGUACGCCUCUGGGAUUUUCAGACUCCGUGUAUUUUCACGCUGCAGCUAUUUUCCAGAAAACCCAUGUGGAGAAAGUCAUCGCACACCGACUCAUUCGCUAUAGGCGCACCAGUACUAAAGGAGGUGGUGGUGGUGAUGAUGAUGAUGAUGAUUCUGGGAUAGCUGAUUUCAGUGACGCCAGCACCAAGCAGAAUGAGCACUGGGCGUAUGAGCUGGCGUUUAACACCCUGAAAUAUCAAGAUCUACUGGAGGAGAUCCUGGUUGACAGCUACUUUUACCGUUCUCAGCAAAUGCCAGAUGAUCUUAUGGCUCUUGUGGUGGUGGUACUCUAUGACCUCCUGGAUAGGAAGUUCCAGCCCAGAGAGCUAAUAAGAAGAGCAGAGGAGGCGAUAAAGGAAGUGAGGCAAGUGGAGGACAGCCUUUGUAGGUUCAAGACCAAACUGGAAGCCUCACUGGCUCAGUACAGAAUAAAACAGAAUUUACUGACAAUUGACAGUUUCCUGCCACCAGUUGUGAGGGUUAAACAACAAAGAUCACAAACAUUACCGCUCUAUGCCUGGGUCAACACCUUCAAAGACAGCAUUGAAAAUGUGUGUGAGACUCUGAGGACAUCAGGCUUUGCUGAGGUUGACUCACACACACACCUAAUGGGAAAUGUGUUUUGUAAGGACAAACACUGUUCCAAUGUACUGCUGUUUCCCAAACGACUCUCAAAACAGCUGGAGAAAACCAAACUAGUGGCAGAACACACACUCAUUAUACAGGAUAAAUCUCGCAGUCUGGCAGCAUGUGCGAUUCAACCACUGUUGGUGGAGAAUGGAGACGUUCUCAUGGUGGGGUCUUUCUCUGCUCUGACUGUGGCUCAUGUGGCUGUCCAGGCCGCUGCCUGUUCUGGCUAUGUACAUGUAUGUGGGGUCCUUAAUGUCUCCACCUUCAACAAGGAAUUACAAACCAUUCUCACCUCUGCUGCAUGCAAAAAUGUGAAACUGAUGUCUGAGUGCUUCAGUGAACUUAAUGAAUGGGAUGUGCGUAUUCAGAAGGUUCGGGUGGUUGUGUUGCUCCCAAAGUGUUCUGUGUCAGCACUUUGUAACCCUAUUGAGUUUAUCCUCAGUGAGAGUGGAGACAGAGAGCUGCUGCAUGGCCUAUCUAAAGGAAUAAUCUCUGACAGUAAACUGGAGGCGCUGGUUGCCAAGCAGACACAAAACCUCAACCAUGCACUCGCCUUUCCUAAGGUGAAAGCGGUGGUGUACUGCACAUGCUCAGUAUAUCCGGAGGAGAAUGAAAGACUUGUGAAGAGAGCACUUGAGAACGCAGACAGCAAAGCAAAAGCUGUGCCCUUCAGGCUGGUGAGUGCAGGAUGGGACGAUGAGGAACAGAAGUUUUUCAGAACUCAAGCAUCUGACGUCACAAAUGGCUGUUUCCUAUGUGUGAUGAAAAGAGAGCAAGACCCUGCGGAAGUAGAAACCGUGCAGGAUAUUUUAGCACGAGCUGCUGCUAAAGGUUUGUUGGGGGGGCUGAUGCCUCCUGACCCCCUGAGCAGAGAGAAACCAAAAAAGAGAAGAAAACAAAAAGGACCCACACCGAUUCUUCCGCCUUUCUCCCUGAUUGAGCCUCCCGCACCAGUGAUGAUCAGUCGGAGUCCUCCAGCUGACAGUGUGCUCAUCAGCCAGACAGAAGACGCUUCAAAACACACUUCUAGAAUCCUGAAUGACAGUUCCACAAUCCUAGAUCACAUUUUAAGUCAAAAAUCUACCAUCAUGGAUACCACAUCUAGCACUACAAAUCAUUCCAAUGUUCUAGACCAGUCUUUACAAAAUAAGCCUUCUGUUGUGCAAAAGAAGAGACCAAAAGGUCACAAGCCUCAAGCUAAAGUUGCUAAGCAGUCCAAGAAGAAAAAAUCAAAGUCCCGCACUCGUAAAGAACGUCAAGGCAGGUCUCGACCUCCACGCAAGAGACUCCUGCACCUUCGGCCAACUCAAAACACGACUAUUACCUCCAUUAAACCAACUCCACCUCAGAGCAAACCCGCCACCAGCAGAACCCCAGUGUCACCGAACAGAUCCAGGCAUUUGCACAGCAGAGCUGCGUCUCAACGGGAGUCCGUUAAACCAAAAAAGGGAAUGAUCAAAUUAGGAACCUUUAAGCCAGACAGGGAGGAAAUCCAGUCAAGAGAGUUCAGUCUCCCUCCUGUUUAUCCCCUCAGUCCUUCACAUCUCUCUUCAACCCCCUAUCGAUUGUACUCGUCCAUGUCUUCUAAUUUCUCCAGCAGUAUUUCCUCUUCUAGCAGCAUAGCCAAAGGCAGAGACUCCAUCGUCUUGGAUUCACAGACAUGGCACUGAGCUACAACUUGUUGUUCAUAAAUGCAUAUCCCUUGUGUUUCCAUACAAAAGGAUUUUUGUAAACAGUGUGUGCAGACAAGUAUAAUGCUAUCGAAAGCAAGGUAUUGAUCUCAUAACUAAAACAGUGUAGUUGAUUCAUGUUGAUGUAUGCUGUACUUUGGCAAUACUGUAACCUGGAAACUGUUUGUAUCAUGUAUACUGUUAAAUAAAGAUUUUAUUUGUGAUUUGUAACCUGCCUAAGGCCCUAAU